AAAAAGAAAAGAAAUGUGUAUUUUUGUGCUGUGUCCUUAAUGUGCAGCUUAGAGCCUGCAAAAGCACAAUAUGCUUUUUGAUGGUAUGAGGUCACAGUAUUUUCACAGUUAGGAAAGGCAUUAUAAGUCCAUGGUGGUGGUGGCACAUGCCUUUAAUCCCAGCAUUUGAGAAGCAGAGGCCUGUGAAUUUGGGAGUUCCUUGCCAGCCUGGUCUAUAGAGGGAGUUUAAGGACAGUCAUAUCUACACAGAGAAACAAAUGAAAAGGUAUUAUAGUAUAGGAUAAUAUUCGAAAGUAUCUUUUGAAUCUGCCCAGGGACACAUAACCAAACUGUUAUUUUUUUUGGUUCUUGUGUUUGCUGUGUUUGAGUCCUGAGUUCAUUAUGUUACUCUGUCUGGAUGAAAACUCCACUUGUAGUCCAAGCUGGACUGGAAUUUACAGAUUUACACCCACCUCUGUCUCCCCAGGGCUUAGAUUAAAGGUGUGCACCGACACAACUCUUCAGACUGCAGUGUUUUAUUUUGUGAUCUGUUGACAGCCAGUGGUGUGACUGUGGACUUCUUCCAGGAGGGUGGGCAAUGCCUGGACCCUGCCCUGAGGGCUUUGUACAGAGACUGGAUGUUGCAGACUUGCAGCAGUCUGUUUUCUGUGGUUGAGAAUAGUUUGCUUGAAUAGUUUCUUGGCAAAUUACUCUGCAAGUGUGUGAGCUUUGUGUAAAUGAGUCUCACGGAGUGAAGUGAAAUCCCCAGAAGAACAAAGAAAAUCUACAUGGAAUGUUCUCUCUUCUUCCAGUGUGUCCCUUGGAAGGUGUGAGGCUUCUGUCAAAUUGGGUCCGUGAUAAAUUCAGAACCUCACUAGUGUAUGAUGUUCUCAUCCCAAUCACUCAGUUCCAUUUGUGCCCCUUGAGAUUUGACUCAGCUGUGAUUGGAAGCUGCAUUGCAGUUAUACUAAUUGAAGAUGCUUAUGACUGUUUAACAACCUUAUGCAUUGUCUGUCUUUCUACGCCUGGGUGACCUCACUAAAUAUGAUCUUUUCUAAGUCCAUCCAUGUACCUGCAAAAUUCAUGAUUUCAAUUUUCUGUACAGGUAAAUAAUAUUGCAUAGUAUAUACGGGCCACAUUUUUCACUAUCCAUCUGUCAGUUGAAGACAGAGUUUCUUUCCAGCUAGGUCCCAGCAGCCCUUUAGUCCCAAAUAAGCACACUAAACUUAUAUUAAUUAUAAACUGUUUGGCCGAUGGCUAAGGCUUCUUAUUGGCUAGCUCUCUCUUAAUUAUUAACCCGUUUCUAUUAAACUACGUAUUGCCACUUGGCUGUGGCUUACCUAUAAUGGUGCAGCAUGUUACUCCUUCGACCGCUGUCUUGAGACAGAAUUCUCCUAGUCUGCUAGACCUGCCUAAACUUCCUGCCUAGCUACUGGCCAAUCAGCAUUUAUUCAUCAACCAAUAAGAGAGAGGUAUAUCCCAUCAGACAAUUAGGUUGUUUACCUUCUGUAGCUGUUGUGAGUAGAGCAAUUAUCUGUGGCUGAGCAAUUAUCUGUAAAUUGAAUUCUUUGAGCAUAUGCCAAGGAGUGGAACAGCUGGGUCAUAUGCUAUAUUUAAUUAAUUGAAGAUUCUCUAUAUUGAUUUUUAGAAUGGCUAGAUAUUUGUUGAUGGAGCUUUUAUUCCCUAUGCUUUUGUUUUUGAUGUCAUUGUUGUUUGGAUUAUUGGCAGUGUUUUUCUUCCUUCUCUGUGGGUUUAGUGAUUUGCCGUCUUACCAAUGGAUAAUUACUCCCCAUUUGUCCUGUAUCUAUCUGUCCUUCACAUGAGAUUUAUUAUUUCCCGUGUUCUCAUGGAUGAUUCCUCUAAUUUUUUGUAUCUAUUUUACCUUUGAUAUAUUGUUUGCUGUCCUGCUUUGUUGAAAUGAAUUGUUUUACUUCAAAAAUAUCUUGAAUUGCAGUUUUAAUAUAGAGUUUUUCUGGAUGAAACCAUAUGAUUGAUAGUGAUUUUUUUUCCUCCAAGCUACAAAUGUCAGUCCAUGGUCUUCUGGCUUUGGUAUUACUGACCACACACCUGGUGUAUUCUGUUGCUAGGGUCUUUUCAUGUGGUUUUACAUUGUUCUUUAAGCUUUCAGUAUUAACUUUUGCUUUUUCCUUUUGACCCCUUUAUUUGACAGCAAAGCAAGCCAUCUAUGCAUUGUUCCUGAAAGAGAAACUCAAAGAAGAGAAACAGAAAGAAAUGACUGAUUCUCCAGUAAAUAUGUCCCAGGGUGUGUUGACAUUCAGGGAUGUGACUGUGGACUUCCCCCAGGAGGAGUGGGAAUGCCUGGACUCUGCUCAGAGGGCUUUGUACAUUGAUGUAAUGUUGGAGAAUUACAGCAACUUGGUGUCUGUGGAGAACUAUUGCAAGUGUGAUCCUGUCCAUCACCAUGUGAAGACUGAAAAGGAGUCCUGUCAGUGUAAUGAGCUUGGCAAAGUGCUUCAUGACCCCGCCACAUGUGCACUUUAUAGAACAAGUGAAACUACAGAAAACUCCAGUAACUACACAUGCAGUAAUCCCAGGGAUGCCUCUGGUGACUCAUCAAACCCAGACAGACGUGAAAGCAGGCACACUGGAGAAGAACCUUGCAGCUCUAAAGACUGUGAGAAAUCUGUAAAUUUGUGUUCCAACAUGACUCAAGAUCAGAGAGUCUACACUGCAGAGAAAGAGCACAGGCAGGGAGAAUAUGAGGACUAUUUUAUGUCUACAUACAGUCUUUUGCAACUACCAAUCUACAUUGGGGAGAAACCACACCAGUGUGAAAAGUGCAGGAAAUGUUUCAGGACUGCCUCAAGCCUCUCUGUACACCGGAGAAUUCACAGUGGAAAGAAACCCUACAAGUGCAACAUUUGUGGCAAAUCCUAUAACCAAUUUGCAAAUCUUAGAAUACAUCACAGACUUCAUACUGGAGAGAAACCUUACAAAUGCAAAGAAUGUGGAAAGUCAUUUCGGCAGUCCUCAGCUCUUAAAAGCCAUCUGAAAAUACAUACUGGAGAGAAGCCUUACAAAUGUAAGGAAUGCGGCAAGUCUUUUGCCCACUGCUCCAGUUUCAGGACACAUCAGAAAAUCCAUAGCGAUGAGGAACAUUGCAGUUGUCAAGAAUGUGGCAAGGUCUUCCAUCAGCUGUCACACUUCAGGCGACAUUACAGACUCCACAGUGGAGAGAAGCCUUACAAGUGCACUGAGUGUGACAGAGCCUUUGCGCACUAUUCAUCACUUAGGUGGCAUCAGAAAACUCACUCUUUAGAGACAUUUUACAAAUGUGAAGAAUGUGGUAAGUCCUUCCUUGAAUUAUCACAUCUUAAAAGGCAUUACAGAAUCCACACUGGAGAGAAGCCUUACAAAUGUGAGGUGUGCGACAAAUCCUUUACUGUGAACUCAACUCUAAAAACACAUCAAAAAAUUCACACUGGAGAGAAACCUUAUAAAUGUAGGGAAUGUGACAAGUCCUUUACCAAGUGCUCACAUCUUAGAAGACAUCAGAGUGUUCACACUGCAGAGAAACUUUACAGCUGUAAGGAAUGUGGCAAAUCUUUUCCCGAGUGCUCAGCUCUUAGAGAACAUCAGAAGAUUCAUACUGGAGAGAAACCUUACAAAUGUGCAGAAUGUGACAAAUCCUUCUUCCAGCAAUCAAAUCUCAGAACGCAUCAGAGAGUCCACACUGGAGAGAGACCUUACAGGUGUAAGGACUGUGGCAAAUCUUUAACCACGCUCUCAACUCUUAGAGCACAUCAGAAAACUCAUACUGCAGAAAAACCUUACAAAUGUGUGGAAUGUGACAAGUCCUUUACCCAUAACUCACAUCUCAGAACACACCAGAGAGUCCACACUGGAGAGAGACCUUACAGCUGUCAGGAAUGUGGCAAGUCCUUUACCACAUGCUCAUAUCUUAGAGCACAUCAGAAAACUCAUACUGGGGAGAAACCCUACAAAUGCAAAGACUGCGACAUGUCCUUUCUACGGAUUUCUAGUCUUAAAAUACAUCAGAAAAUCCAUACUGGAGAGAAACCUUUCAAAUGCAAAGACUGUGACCUGUCCUUUAAUCAGAUAUCGAAUCUUAAAAGGCAUCAGAAACUUCACACUGGAGAGAAGCCUUACAAAUGUCUGGAAUGUGACAAAUCCUUUGCUCACUUGUCAAAUCUCAGAACACACCAGAGAGUCCACACAGGAGAGAGACCUUACAAAUGUAAGGACUGUGACAAAUCCUUUACUAGGUGCUCCUACCUCAGAGCACAUGAGAAAAUCCACACUGGAGAGACACUCCACAAAUGCAAAGACUGUGACAUGUCUUAUAUCCACCUUUCCAAUCUUAGAAGGCAUCAGAGAGUUCACACCACAGAGAAAAGUAUCUGUGGCAAAUAAUGUGACAUAGCGUUCUUUUUUGUAGUCGCAGCUCAUAAGUGCCAACAGUGUCCAUAAAGGAAGCAUAAAGAUAAGAAACUUGGGGGCUGGAGAGAUGGCUCUAGGGUUAAGAGCACUGGCUGCUCCCCCCGGAGGACUCGGGUUCAAUUCCCAGCACCCAGAUGGCAGCUCACGGCUGUCUGGAGCUCCUCUUCUAGGGAUCUGAUUCCCUCAUACAGACAUACUUGCAAACACCAAUGUAUAUAAAAUAAAAUAAAUUGUUUUUUUAAAAAAAAACAGGACUUUGAGGGUGCAAAAUUAUUAAAAAAAGAUAAGAAACUUAUGAAAAGCCUUUAAUGAAAUUUUAAAACUUAUAAAAUGUCUCAGAGUUUAGAUCAAAAUAAAAUUCUGCAGUAGUAACUGAAUUAAUAAAAACACACACACACAAAAAAAUUGUGUAUGGGUGCUUUGCCUGCAACUCUUUCUAUAUACUGCAUGUUUGCCUGGUGCCUGUGAAUGCCAGAAGAGGACAUAAGAUUCUAGACAAUUGUGACCUCCUGUGUGUGUGCCGGGAAUCGAACCCUGGUCCCCUGGAAGAGCAGCAGUGCUCUUUCCCACUAAAUCAUAUCCCGAGCUCCUAGGUAAACUAUAAUAAAAUCAUUUCUCUUAGCUGAGCAAUGAUGGUGGCACAUGCCUUUAAUCCCAGCACUGGGAAGGCAGAUACAGGUGGACACAUGUGAGUUUGAGGCCAUCGUAGUCUACACAGCUAGAUACAGAACAGCCAAGGAUGUCACAUAAUGAAAUCCUGUCUUCAAAAACAAAAGCAAAACAAGACAACCUAAAAACUGUUUAUCUUGUUCAACAUUCAAGAAUUCAUAGUAAUGCCAGGCUAGGUAGUGCAUGCCUUUAAUCCCAGCGCUCAGGAGGCAUAGGCAAGAUGCCUAUGGAGGUGAGUUCCAGGACUGCCCAGUUAAACCUUUAGCAUACAUUAUCCAAUGUCCCAUUCUCUUACGUAUAGCACUUGGGUUUGGAGUUGACUCAGUGGUUAAGAGCACUGUCUGCUCUUUCAGGAGACUCGCUUUGAAUUCCCAGCACCCUCCCAUGCUCACUCAAUCUAUGUCGUCAACUCCAGGGCAUCCAAUGCCUUCUUUCCUCAGAAAGCACCAGGAACACAGGAACACAGAUAUACAUGCAGAAAAAAAACAAAAAACUCAUUGGUUCACCAAGUUAGACUUUGUUGUUUUCCCAGCUUUGGUUUGUCAUUGGUUCCUGAUCUGUGGUAAGUAGAUAUUGUUUGCACAGGAACAGCGUCACACAUCAGUGUGUGUGCCACACUAUAUUUGGGGGUGGGACAUCUCAAAUAGUUAUCUAAAAUAAUUUUCAAAGUUCCUUCUCCAGUUCUCACUGCCACAGCAGUGUUUGACCUUCUUUCCUCAAAGGUUUGCCAACAUUAGUUAUCAUUUCUAUACCUGAUGACCGACAUUACAUCUAGGGCCUCACGAAAGCUUAACGGAGUCCUCGUCUGCAUAUGUGUAUAACUUGUUUGUGUGUUUUGGUUUUAGGCUGGGUUUGUCAUUGUUCAUUCAUUUGUUUUCUUUUUGUUUUGCUUUUUUUUACAUUUUUAAUUUUGAAAUUUUAUAUUAGAACAUUUCUCCUCUUGCUUUGCUGGAGACAAAUCCUCCCAUCUAACAUCUCUGCUAAUGUUCAAACUCAUGGCAUCUUUUUCAUUGUUAUUGUAUACAUAUAUGUCUGUGUAUACAUAUAUAUUUGUAAAUACCUACUCAAUCCAAAUGUUACUUGUAUGCAUGUUUUUAAUGCUGACCAUUUGGUAUGGAGUAAGCAGUUGGUGUGCUCUUCCCUGGGGGAGACUUUCUCCUGCUCCCAGCAUCCCCCAGUUGACUGUAAUUCUCUGUGUAGGAUUGAGACAUAGUGGGCUUUUCCACAUCCCCUUGUCAUGUCUCUGUGUACCUACAACUGUCCUAGACUCACUAUGUAGAGCUGGCUGGCCUGGAACUCACCGUUUCCCUUGCCCAUGCCUCUUGAGUGCUGGGUUAAAAGGCUUGCAUGAGAAGGGAGCCCCACGUCUCAGACCCAGGAGCAGCUUCAGAGGGAGGUCAGAGCUUCAGGCCAGAGCAUUGUGAAGGGAGACACGAGUCUCAGACCCGGAAACAGUGUCAGAGGGAGGUUCAAGCUUCAGGCCCAGGAGCAAGGACUGAUCACCGGGUGAAAUGACAGUAGCAGUAUCCAGUAGUAGCUUCCAGAAGCUAUAGCAAAAAGUUCCUCUGGGAAAGAGCACCUGUGUCCCAGCCAGCAUCCACUGCCAUUUGUCGGUUGAAGAUACCCCUCUAAUACGUUGACCACUGAAGCCUCAGCCCCAUCUACACCUCCAACAGGAGGAGCAUCCACCUGGGCCACAGCCCCACCUGCACCUCAAGGGGUAACUACCUAAGCAUUGGAUGCACUUCCACCAGGAGGCGCUUUCAACGGAAGCUCUGCUCUACUUGUGCCUGAAGGAGUGGUCAACGGAGCCACAGCUCCCAACCAUACCAAUUGGAGAAAGAGAUGCAUAGACAAGGUAAGAACUCACUCAACAAUAUAAGGAGCAAUACAGCAUCACUAAAAACUAGUGGUGAUACAGCAAGACCUGAACAUCCCAACACAGAUGAAGCAAAAGAAAAUGACCUAAAAAUUAACUUUAUGAGGAUGAUUGAAG
Messenger RNA from Cricetulus griseus (Chinese hamster), 7066 nucleotides. The record is from RefSeq and is a predicted model, not a curated record. NCBI's taxonomy places the organism in Eukaryota, Metazoa, Chordata, Mammalia, Rodentia, Cricetidae.